This is a messenger RNA of Larimichthys crocea (large yellow croaker), 1472 nucleotides long. RefSeq lists its product as uncharacterized. The coding region runs from base 19 to 1008 and encodes 329 amino acids. Lineage: Eukaryota; Metazoa; Chordata; Actinopteri; Sciaenidae. The record is from RefSeq and is a predicted model, not a curated record. The transcript is spliced from 7 exons.
GGAGCUGUGGUCGACACUAUGGAGAGGUUCCAGAUGUCUUCCCUCUUAGGGAAAAACAGGGAACAUGUAGUGAUACACGUUGGGAGCGUUUGCCUGGCUGUCAUUAGUCAGCUGAUCUCAGACAUAUUCUUUACUCUGGAUGGCUGCAAGCCCAACGCUCUGUUUCAGGCCUCAUACAGAAAUGUGUCCGAGACCUUCGCCCUGGAGGUGACUAUGGACUGGUGGUCAAGAUAUUACUGGAUUAUAAUUGACUUCUGGUCUUUGGCUUGGCUCCUGUACGCAGUGUUCAGCCUUUGUAAAAGAAAUGUCCUCGGUCCAGAGUCCUGCAAUCCAGAAAUCCACCCUCCAUUAUUUUAUGUACUGUGGACCAUGAUUAACAUGGCAAGAGUAUGCAGCAUGAUUGUGUGGGACAGACAUGAUAUAUCCGGCGGCGUCACACUCACUUGGAUUAUGCCCGUCCUCAGCUUCUACAUGCUCUACAUGUCCUACUCCAACCUCAACAAGCACAAAGCCUGGCUAGCCAUCAACCCUAGAGUGUUUUCCGUGACACGUUACCUGACCCAGAAUGGCUUGGCAGCAUUUGCCUGGUGGACUCUCUUAAAUGCUUUGGUGGAUCUCGGCAUAGUCUUCAAGUACAAAGCAGGUGUUCCAGACCCGCUGAUCAGCAUCGUGGUCCUCAUCUUAGUAGCCAUCUGUGCUUUAACCUGGUUCUUCCUACAGACCUUUCCCCUAAACAAAUACUUGCGCCACACAUACAGUGUUUACGCCACUCUCAUUCUGGGCCUGGGUGCAAUGUUCACCAGAAGCUAUCGCGUCAAUGACCUGGCUGCAAACACAGUCUACAGUGGCUUCCUCAUGCUCCUGAUGACCAUUAUGAGCUUGGCCCAUUUGAUCUUUGACUGUUUUCGCACGGAGAAGCCUCUCGCCACAGAUUUCUAUCUGACAUCUGAGGGCUGCAACACAGUGUGCCAACCUGAAGGCAACAGCAAACACAAACUUCAGAAGUGACGACAUCCAGAAAGCUUUCUGCAAAAUAUGACAAUCAAACAACGAAGCAAUUAGAUAAAACAACUUCUGUGCAACAGUGAUAAUUUGCUGAACAAUAUGUGCGCACUUUACAUUUAUCACCAAAAGGUGGAAGCAUAUACUCACUUCAGACUGAGAAUGUGAACUAGCAAACAGAGCUCUGUUGUACCAGAAGAUGGCACAGUGGUGCAAGCUUAUAUAGGGAAAAUCUCUGUAUAUUGAACAUGUGAUUUAACACCAAAUUUUAUUAAUGCAAAUCCAGUGUGGCUCUUACUGUUUUUGGGGUUUUGAAUCCAAAGUUAAUCUGUCUUUGUAAGAAAAAACAUAAAAUCCUCAUGCACACUUUAACUUGUCAUUUAAGCUGAACCAGGUGAGCUUACGGGAAAGACGUGUUUUUACCCACAAUGAUGAAAAUUUACAGAUUCAUUAAAAAAACAAAACCCUCU